GAGCCGGCGAUGAAGAAGAAACAGCAGCAAGCCCAGCAGCAUCCCGGCGGAGGCGGCGGCGGCGGCGGCGCGGAUGCCUGGCCCCAUGGGUCCCCGGCCGGGGGCGCCCCGCCGUGUCUGGGUAGCUGCAAGCGCCGGUUCUCGCAGCUGCCGUUCCUGCGUUUCUCCCUCCGGGACUACGGUUUCUGCAUGGCCACCCUGUUGGUCUUCUGCUUGGGGUCCCUCUUCUAUCAGCUCAGCGGGGGACCCCCGCGCUUCCUGCUCGACCUACGGCAGUAUUUGGGAAAUUCCACUUACUUGGACGACCAUGGACCACCGCCUAGUAAGGUCCUCCCUUUCCCCAGCCAGGUGGUGUACAACCGAGUGGGGAAGUGUGGCAGUCGCACUGUGGUCUUGCUUCUGAGAAUCUUGUCAGAAAAGCAUGGAUUCAAUUUGGUCACGUCGGACAUUCACAACAAAACCAGGCUUACUAAAAACGAACAAAUGGAACUGAUUAAAAAUAUAAGUACUGCCGAACAACCCUAUUUAUUCACUCGACACGUUCAUUUCCUCAACUUCUCAAGGUUUGGAGGAGACCAGCCCGUCUACAUCAACAUCAUUAGAGACCCGGUCAGUCGGUUUUUAUCUAACUAUUUCUUCCGUCGCUUUGGAGACUGGCGAGGAGAACAGAAUCACAUGAUCCGCACCCCCAGCAUGCGGCAGGAGGAACGCUACCUGGACAUCAAUGAGUGCAUCCUGGAAAACUACCCCGAGUGUUCCAACCCCAGAUUGUUUUACAUCAUCCCCUACUUCUGCGGACAGCACCCCAGAUGCAGGGAGCCCGGCGAGUGGGCUCUGGAGCGCGCAAAGUUGAACGUGAAUGAAAACUUCCUGCUCGUGGGAAUUCUCGAAGAGCUGGAGGACGUGCUGCUGUUACUGGAAAGAUUUUUACCUCAUUACUUCAAGGGUGUGCUCAGCAUCUACAAGGACCCAGAGCAUAGGAAACUUGGAAACAUGACUGUGACAGUGAAGAAGACUGUGCCCUCCCCUGAGGCUGUGCAGAUUCUCUACCAGCGGAUGAGAUACGAGUAUGAAUUCUACCACUACGUCAAGGAGCAGUUCCACCUGAUGAAGCGCAAGUUUGGACUGAAGUCUCACGCGAGCAGGGCCCCCCUGAACCCACAGUUCUUCAUUCCCACCCCCCUGGAGACCGAGGAGCCGAUUGAUGACGAGGAACAAGAUGAUGAAAAAUGGCUAGAAGAUAUUUAUAAAAGGUGAUGGCAGCACCCUGUUGCCUCCAUGGCUUGACCCCCCUCCCCCCUCCUUUCCAGAAAGUUCUAUGGGGAAGAAAAAUCCUGAAGGGACUCUUUUAUGUUAAUGCUCGGGUGCAUUAAGAAGAACAAAACAUUCCCACAUGUUGGGGUCAUUGGGAGAUGCCCGGUUUUGCGGGUUUUAUUUGUUUAAUUUUAUUCCGUGUUUUUUUUUUUUCUUGGUUCCAUUGCCCCUUAUAAUGAAUGAGAAGAGGGAAAAAUAUGUCCCACCACCCAAUGGUUUAUCAUUUGUAAAAUAUCUUGUAAGAAUGUUACUCAGUGGUUAAAAAAAAAAAAUCCAGAUUUGUAUCUUCCAGUAGAAACACAAAACCACUUCAGAGAGGAGGGGAUCUGCUCUAGAAGGAUCUAAGAGUUGAAAGAAAACAGAAUCGUACAAGGGAGGGUGCCCCUAGUCAAGUGGUUUCUACCCACAGUGGUAGAAUCCUGCCUCUGACCUGUCUCAGGGGAUACUGGCAGCAAGAAGAGGGUACUUAUUUCUGAAAAGACCAGUUGGCUUGUGGCACCCAGCUCCCCAACCAAUCAGGACCUAGAAUGCCCUGCCGUGGCCAAAGUACAUGGUAAACUCCAUGGGGGCAUUCCCUUUCCAAAUAUCAUCUGACCGACCUCAAAGUAGCAUAGUAAGAAAAAGUAUCAGCAGGACAGAUCAAGUCUGGGUCUCCCGUGGCAUCAGGGAAAGGGCUUAGUCAUGAGCAGACUAGAAAUCGAAGUCGUUCCCUGUGGCAGGAAUUCUAAGCCUGCCUGUAAACUUUGCCUAGUCUGCCAAGUACACCCUUGGCCAACUUGGGCCCUGCGAUAUCUGGCAUCUCUCAUGACUUCUAGUCCUCCAAGAGCCACCUGUGUUUUGUGAUAAGGGGUCCUGAGUCCUUCACAGGCAGCAGCAGAAAUGGUCUCUUCGGCGAAGGCACUUUCUUGCCCCUGACACCCUGUGCAUGGGACAUCAUCAACAGGAGAAGCAGCAAGGUUGCGGAGCACAGCACUCCUUGGCGCGCAUCGUGAGUAGAUGGUUGCCACGGUGUGCUCGGAGUAGCUGUUGAGCAGUGCCCUGUCCCCCACAUAUGUCUUGUCUCUAUCUCCCACCUCCCAGCCUGCCCCCUCCCCACCAUCCGUGAUGCCUUUGUUCCAAUCACUAGAAAUCUAUUCCUUUCAAUAAUAACUCUUUUCACCUUUAAAAAAAAAAAAACCCUAAAAAUGCAUGUUCUCCUGGGUGGAUAAUGUACUGCUAGCUGAAAGGUCUGCAUAGCAGAAAGGAUAUUAUUGGUGACCACUUGUGUCUAUUCUGUAUUCCUCCUCCCCGCCCCAUGCCCCACCAGCCCUUGAAGAGCAUUAGAAACAUAGAUGUUAUAAAAAGGUAAGACUCUGACAACAGAAACCGCAUUUUUCUGCUUUGCAGAAUCCAACAAGUCUCUAGAAUUAUUUUUUUUUUCUGAUUUCUCUAAAACUGGACACUAGCCAAGAUAUAAACCCAGUCAUUUGAAACCUGCCUAGUGCAUGCUACUUUAUCAUGAAACAAAUUAAGACGGCUCCAGCCCAGGGGCACCGAGUGAAAGCAGGGAGCCCAGAGGCACCCAGGGCAGCCGACCAUGGGUGACUUGUGAGCUCCUUUCUAGUUCAGCAGACUGAGCUGAGCAAUCUAGAAAAACCUUUUACACUCCAAAACAGGUACAAGAACCACUGGGCAACAUGUCGUGAGUCAUUUCUUUGUAAUCCUAUGGGAUAAUAAUUAGCUUACACACUGUGUAGGCUCACAGCCUGGGAGCUGUAUGGACUACGUUUUCUUAGCUAGAUCUCAGCAUCGGAGUAACUGGUCACUCAGAAAAUUCACGCUCUUUCUACAUGGUCCCGCAGGCGCCUCUGCCUGUGUGUUCCAAGGCAUUUGUUUUCCUUGGUGAUCACUGUCAGUGAUUUUACCUACAGAGAGCUUUUGUGUUCUUUAGUCCCAACAAACAGCCUCUAUGUCCUAAAGGUCAAGGUAACUUCAUUGGCUUAAUUUGGUACCCAUAACAAUAUUUCUUAAAGGUCCUGGGCCCAACCCAGUUUGUACGUCAUGAAAUAUAUUGUACAUUUUACAUAGUUUAAUUUAAAAAAAAUACAUUUUAACCUAGUUGGUCUUUGACUGCCUUAUUUAUUAUAACCUUUCAGCACAUUCCAAGGUUUCAGUUACUCAGGAAGGAGUUAAUUAAAAUGCUUUUAUUUUGGUCUGAUGGAUGUUUUUUAAAAGGAAAAUUAGUAUUAUGAACCCUCAGCUGACUUUCCUUGAGUGCUGUAAAAAAAAAAAAAAAAGUGCUUGUAAAUCUUUGUUUUUUUUAAAGAAGAAUUUUAAAAAACUGGUGUUUGACAUUGAUGGAAAUUCAAAAGUAUAUAUGGAACUAAAGCAUUAGCUUGGCUAAAAUAAAAGCAAUCUGUGUUGGAGGUGAAGUGUUCUUUAACUUAUUCAUUACCCAUAUAAAUAAAUGAUAUAAAUAAGUUGA
Jaculus jaculus (lesser Egyptian jerboa) is the source of this 3778-nucleotide messenger RNA. It is a transcript of the gene Ust, whose product is annotated as uronyl 2-sulfotransferase. Gene Ontology annotation, molecular function: sulfotransferase activity. Bases 10 to 1257 code for a protein of 415 amino acids. NCBI's taxonomy places the organism in Eukaryota, Metazoa, Chordata, Mammalia, Rodentia, Dipodidae. The transcript is spliced from 8 exons. The record is from RefSeq and is a predicted model, not a curated record. Gene Ontology annotation, cellular component: membrane.